Messenger RNA from Acanthamoeba castellanii str. Neff, 909 nucleotides. RefSeq names its product Fbox domain containing protein. The transcript has 8 exons. The record is from RefSeq and is a predicted model, not a curated record. Gene Ontology annotation, molecular function: protein binding. The coding region runs from base 1 to 909 and encodes 302 amino acids. Lineage: Eukaryota; Discosea; Longamoebia; Acanthamoebidae.
AUGAAGACGGUCAGGAAACUCAUAGAUGGCUUCAAGGCCAACAAGCCAGAGCGCGUGGACGUGCGGACAGCCACCACCAUGUUCCACGCGCUUCCUACCGAGCUCUGGCUCCACCUCUGCUCGUUUCUGGACGUGCGCGAUUUCGUGAACCUGUGCUCAACCAGCCGCGACCUGCGCACCGCCGGGCAGGACGAGUGGGUCUGGCGCACCUUCCUCCUACGCGACUGCCCGUCCAUCGUUUCGCUGCCGCAGGCGAUCGACAACAUAUUCGGGCAGCACAACGUCAAGGAUCUCUUCGGUCGAUCAUGGCAGUGGGUGUACCGCAGCAAGAUGGUCGACAUCCACCAAGACCGAGGGGACAUGAUCUCCCGAAAGUUCGUGGUGGGUCACCGCACGACAAAGGGCGGCCGCUACGAAGGUGAGUGGCGAAUGGGGAAGCUCGACGGCGUGGGCACGCUCAUGAACUCCACGGGCGACAUGGUUUACAUCGGCCACUUCAAGCAAAGCGAAGUUCAUGGAAAGGGCGUGUGUCUGUUCAGCGAUGGCACGCGAUACGAGGGCGAGUGGAGAGGGAGCGAGGCCCACGGCAGAGGCGUGUGUUGGUACCUCGACGGCAAGCGCUACCACGGCAAGUGGAAAGAGGGCAAGCGAUGCGGCAAGGGAACGUUCUACUGGAGCAACGGGAGCUACUAUGUGGGCAAGUGGCGCGACGAUAAGCCCGUGGGCCAGGGCGUUCACUGGUGCGCUACCACCAAGUCCAAGACCAAGCGCGGGUGGAGCAACGAGUUUCUCUGCUGCUGCGCCACUGCCACCGUUCUCACCCCCAUGAAGGAGACCACCACCGUGACGGCCGGAGAUGCGAGGGUGGGCAACCCCUACCAAGUGUCCAAGUCUGGGCUCUUUGUGUGA